AUGGAAGCACUGCCAUAUUUUGUAUAUUCUUACAAACACAAUGAAGUUAUACACCCAAAAACCAAGUAUUCCUCGUUGGAUGAAAAUCUUGUAUCUUUAUACAGAAGAGAAUGUUUGUUGCAACUAAAUGACCAGUGUGCACAAGCAUUUGAAGCAGAUGAUCAAAGUGAAGCUGAUUUUAGUUUGAAGACUGUAGAAGACUAUGUAGUGCCAUGUCUUGGAAUCUUAUCAAAUUCUGAACAUCCUGAGGAUAGUGCAGCUGCUGAAGAUAUUCGAGACAGAUGGUAUAGUUUACUAGGACAAGAAAUUAAUGCUUCCUUGCAAGAAAAAUUCCAAGAUUUUUUACCAAAGCUUAUAGAUGUGUCAGCUGAUGUCUGUACAUUGAAAAUGCCACCUUUAUCAAGACUUCGGAAAUCACAUGACUUGGCUGAAAGAUAUGCCGAGAUGAUGGAGUUAGUUAUUAGUAGUGGACUUUUUAGUACUAACAAUUUGAAGUCGUAGCAGUACCUUAGUGUUUAUACUUACUCGUACAGACAAGCUAUAGCAGUACCUUAGUAUAGAUAUGUUUUCUGUAAGCUGGCUGAAAAACUUGUACAGAGCAUGAGAAAAUGCACAAUAGCUGAAACUUGCCUUGGUUUGAUGUAUGAAAAAACCAGGCACACUAGAAAAAAAAAUGUGCAAUUACGAAGAAAAAGAGACUGACUCAUAGGUUGCUUGUCAUGAGUAUGAUUGAUAUGACCAAAGUGACAUGAGUGCUGUACAGAGUGUACCUCCUUUGUUACACUUUUACCGAUACCUCAGUUUUACAUUCUCCAAGUCCUUGUACUUUCUCAGCCCACUAUCCAUCAGUCAUUACACGCAAUAUUAUAAUUGUAUUGGGUUAAAACGGAGGGUUCGUCACCUUACACAAGUAGCAAUUGAGUCCUAGGAGAUAAUAACAAUGCACGCUUAAAAUGCAAAGGCUCAUGGGUAGGCUCUUGUUUGUAAACAACGACACACUA
Saccoglossus kowalevskii is the source of this 1001-nucleotide messenger RNA. RefSeq names its product ubiquitin carboxyl-terminal hydrolase 25-like. Gene Ontology annotation, biological process: protein deubiquitination. Gene Ontology annotation, molecular function: cysteine-type deubiquitinase activity; protein binding. Lineage: Eukaryota; Metazoa; Hemichordata; Enteropneusta; Harrimaniidae. The record is from RefSeq and is a predicted model, not a curated record. Gene Ontology annotation, cellular component: nucleus; cytosol.